Closterium sp. NIES-67 is the source of this 1702-nucleotide messenger RNA. Lineage: Eukaryota; Viridiplantae; Streptophyta; Zygnematophyceae; Desmidiales; Closteriaceae. The record is from the annotation of a GenBank genome assembly.
CGCCCUGCCUGCCUUGGUUGAAUUCACCUAUCCGAGCUAUGUCCAUAUGAUUCACCUCCGUUCGCCCUUCCUGCCUCCUCGCUCUCUCCUUCGCGCAUCUCACCUCCCGUCCCGCACGACAAUUCCCACUCCCGCACCUCUCUCCACCCUCACCAAAUCCCCCGCCCGCCUAUCCCUCCCCGCAAUUCCUGCUUCGUCUCCUCGUCCGCCGUGCCACGCGUCGUGCACUACCUUCGCCAGUAGACUGCCCCUGUCGACGCGUCCUCCGCGUGCACUCGCCGCGUCUCGUCGUUCGGAAGAUCGUUCAAGGCGUCUUGAGACACGACCCUCCAGCUCGGAUAGUGUCGCCGCCGAAUUCGCGAGUGUAGACAUGGCCACGUCGCGAGUGCUGAAGGAGAUUUCUCCGGCCGUGACGAAGAUCGGGUGGAUCGGCACGGGAGUGAUGGGAGCUGCCAUGUGCGGGCAUCUGCAGGCUGCAGGCUAUGCCGUGAGCGUCUUCAACAGAACUCCCAGCAAGGCAGCAGCGCUGGUGGGGCGCGGGGCGGUGCUGUGCGAGUCGCCGGCUGCUGUGGCCGCCAACUCCGACGUCGUCUUCAGCAUCGUCGGGUACCCUCACGAUGUGCGAGAGGUGGUGUUGGGGUCAGCAGGCGUUCUCUCCUCCCUCAGACCAGGAAGCAUUCUCGUGGACAUGAGCACGAGCCAGCCGUCAUUGGCCAGGGAGAUAGCAGCCGCGGCAGAGGCCAGGCAGUGCUGGGCGGUGGAUGCGCCAGUGUCUGGUGGGGACAAGGGCGCGCGAGAGGCGGCGCUGGCGAUCAUGGCGGGGGGGGAUGAGGCGGUGGUGCGAGCUUUGGAGCCUCUGCUGGCGUGCAUGGGGAAGUGCACCUACAUGGGGGCUUCAGGGGCGGGGCAGAGCUGCAAGAUGGCCAACCAGGUGACGAUAGCGAGCACCAUGGUGGGGCUGGUGGAGGGGCUGCUGUACGCACACAAGGCAGGCCUGCACAUCCCAACCUACCUGUCGGCCAUCUCCAAGGGUGCAGCGGGGUCGCGCUCUCUUGACCUCUACGCCAACCGCAUUCUCCAACGAGACCUCGACCCAGGUUUCUUUGUGAAGCACUUUGUGAAGGACCUGGGCAUUGCCCUUGAGGAGUGUCGUGCCAUGAACCUCUCCCUUCCGGGCCUCGCCCUGGCCCAGCAGCUCUAUGUGUCGCUGCAAGCGCACGGAGAUGGGGAUUUGGGAACACAAGCCUUGGUGCUAGCUCUAGAGCGGCUCAAUAACGUGCAGCUGCCCAAGGCUGCUCCCAACUAGGGUGUGCUGCUCCCAGAGUACUUGUACUGCAGAAAAUUGACCGUGGUGCACAUUGUACUGCAGUUCUGCAUCUUAGCUUCACGUCUAGUCCAACCCCAUAUGUCGCAAGCUGCCUUUGCCCCAUAUGUGGCAGUCCCUACUUUUGGGUGGGCUCCCAUUUUGGAACCCCUGAACACAGCCCAUCUUAUCAACUUACCCAGCGAUAUGUCUGGCAUGCGCUAGGUGUUAAAAUUAUAUAAGUUAUAAUUUAUAUAGGCUUGGUAGGUUGUUACUGAACCUUUCUGGGGUGUGUUAAAAUUAUAUAAGUUAUAAUUUAUAUAGGCUUGGUAGGUUGUUACUGAACCUUUCUGUAGGGGGUACAAACCCCUCCUUGUACUCCCCUCUCUUCUAAUCCAA